AAUCACUAUCCACAUGUGGAGGAAGCUCCGCGGUAAUAUCACGAUAUAUAAUUUCUCGUAUUGUAUCGCGUCUUGCUUCGCAUCGAUCAAUAACAUUUGACGGGAGUGCCUCUAGGAGUAUAGCUUUCCCUGCGUGGCUCCUCAAGAAGUUCCUUCUUCCUUGAUGGACGACUGCGUUGAAACAUAGUCCACGAAGGAUGUCGAACAGUCUUUCAGCAAUAUGGACGUGGCUUUACCAAUAUAACUGCGCCCUCAUAGUAUGCGUUGUGCUAUCAACUUACGGACUUUCUAUCGGCAGGCCUAUGCUUCAAACUGGUGCAGUGCAGUUACCAUAUGCUGAAGUCCUACGAUUUGCCUUUCCCCUUUCAACCACACUACUACAGCAAUUGAUUGUGAGCAUUUUUAUACUUUUGAGCGGUUGCAUUCUCGUUUUCCUACAGCCGGUCCAACGAACAUUGCUAUCGGCAUUUUAUAAACCUAUACCCCCAACCGACACCAGGUUAGACGACUACUCCUAUGUUGAUAAUACCAAAGAAGUCCUGCGCCCAGCAUGGAACCCUGAUGAUGCUCGAGGAAUUGUUGCGUUGGCUGGGAUUAUUGCUGCUGAAUAUGCUCUGACCAGCUACGCUUUUUGCUUUGCUCCAUUGGAGAUAUAUGUCAUUUUUCGUUCGCUUGUUCUUCCGAUAUCGAUAUCGAUAUCAAAACUCGUGUUCUCAAAUCAAGACAUCUUAACAAUAACGGGGAAGACAUAUCCAUCACUUUUGCUGUCACUAGGGACCGUCGUCGCGGCUUAUCGGCAUGAUCUUCCCUGGCCAUCCGAUGCUGUUUGGUGCGCAUUUCUUUCAUCCAUACUUGGAGCCAUUUGGCCUGUUUUUACACAGUAUGCCUUUGCAAGUACUCCGGUGCCCGAGAACGACAGCAGGCACGUUGAUGGUUACUUUGAGCUUCCUAGAGGCUCGAAACCACAAGACAUGCCACAAAGCAUCUUUACCUUUUGGAAGUAUACCUGCUACGUAUCAUUAUCAUGUGUAACCCUCUUAUUUGCUGCGGUUCUUAUCUCAACAGAGUCACAACAAGUUUUUCGAAACUUCUAUGUCAACGGCGUACUCUUUCAAUGGCUCCUACUCCAGAUACAAGUUGGCUUCUUUCGCUUGAUCUUUUUCUGCACCACACUUCUGCUCAUCCGGGCAACCUGUGCGACUACAGCCAAUUUCGUCAUUGUUCAUGCAUACGCGUCACAAAUGACUGUCCUAACGUUCUCAAGUCUGUUGUUUUCGCAGAAGUUCGGGAUCACUGUCUGCAUUGCUUCCGGAAUUUGGUUCUUAAAGAACCAAAUGCAAUCCUUGGAUACUCUCUUUUCUUGGAUAGAGAAGCCGUCGCUUCCUCGACACAAAGAAUAUUUCAGGUUCUUCACUCUCCGGCGUGUACUCAUCACAGCUAUAGUUAUGGUAUUCUGCCAUACUGGUUUCCAAAUUCGAGGCUUCUAUAGGACAGAAGCCCGACCCCCUACUUUUUCCCCUCCAACGCCAGAUCAUGACGCCUACCUUGGUCCACGUGCUAGACCAGAUAUAUUGGCGAACCUAGACCUCCUGGUGGAUGAAUGCCGAGGACCUUACGAGAAACCAGAAAAGUUACGGGACGUCCGAAGCUGUAUCGACUACCUAGCUAUCCAGCAAGAUACGUAUUUCCAGGUUCCAGAGACGGGCCAAGCGGUGACUGCUACAGUUCCUGAACAAGGUCCUGAUAAUUCAAAUUGUGGAGGUCCUAUCAUUCUAUACCAUGUCUGGUGGUCUGGACCACCAUCAUGGCGCACAGAACUCUUUAUAAAAUCCUACUUCUACACUCAGAGACUUGCCUGCUCUAGGCUUUGGAUCUGGAUAAACGUCGAUCAUCACCCCGGUGCCUUAACAAACUGGAUCAAGCAUCCAAGCUUCGCGAAGUUCCUCUCAUUUAUCGAAACCGGCGAAAUCGAGUUGAAGGAGUGGCGCCUCCCCUCCCGUGUUCCUAUCUCCCCAACCAUCGACCCUCUCGACAGAGCACGCUACUACGCACAACCUGGCCAGCCAAACUCCCAGGGCGAGGUUUUUGUUGCAGAUUCAAUUGUCCGAGAUACUACAGGACAGGAGUAUAUUCAGUUCUACAAACCAGGCGAUCAAACCCAACUCGCAUUCUAUACCGUCGCCUCUUCCGACGCUGCACGCCUCAUCAUCCUUCAUCUCCAUGGAGGGGUAUAUCUCGACAUUGACAUGCUGCUUCUACGCGACAUGCGUCCUCUCCUGCUAACCGGCCGCCCGUUCUCAGAGCGCUGGGGUGCACACGCCGACCCGACACUGUACAACAAUGCUCUAGUGGCUCUCCCAGCGAACUCAAGCAUGUCAUCCUAUCUACUGACGGGCGGGACGCGGAUGGGGUUAAUGUAUCACUUCAUGAUACUGGGUAGAAUGAUGGUUAGUGAAGGCCGCAACGAGGCUGACGCUGAGCGUGGCCUGCUGAAACUCGAGAGCGCGUUCUUUGACCCCUCCUGGCCUGCUAUGGAUGGCAUGGCGACUGGGAGGUGUUUGGUGCCUUGUUUGAAGGGCUGGAGCGAUGUCUUUAAAGCCCGUAUCUCAGACGAUGAGUGGAGUGCGUAUGAUGGAGACAUGGCGCCCGAGUCGGAGCAUGGAAACAACCGGACGAUGGAGAAUUUCUUUCGCGGUGCAUGGGCGUACCAUAUGCAUAAUCAGUGGAAUGCGGUGUACGAACAAGGGUCCUGGAUAGAUGUCAUUGCGAGAAGUCACGAUAGGUUUUUUGCUGGAGCUGGAACGAAUGCAUAUGGGGAGAAGUGGGCUGGAAAGACACUUUCGCAAUAUGGAACCGAGAGUUAGAAGCACAAAUUCUCUUCAGGUCUACCUGGAUAGGUAGAUCUGAACCUUAUACCUAGACUGUUGUGUUUGGGAUAUGUACUGCCAUUUAAUGAAGACGCGAGGUUGCCGGGGUGGGAGCACGGGCACGAUUUAAUAAUAAUAUUAGGCAAACAAAAUGACUUCGAUUUCCAUGUCCACCAAGAGAAUAUAAAGGCUUUAAUUGCAGCUCUUACAGUUGUAGCUAUCCAUAGUAUCC
Molecule: messenger RNA, 3099 nt
Organism: Pseudogymnoascus destructans
Lineage: Eukaryota; Fungi; Ascomycota; Leotiomycetes; Thelebolales; Thelebolaceae
Exons: 3
Coding region: 198-2864 (888 amino acids)
Source: RefSeq, a predicted model, not a curated record